AUGGAUGUUUUGGAGGAUAGCUGGGUGACUGAGCAGCCGAUCAACCAACUCCCGACCAUGGUAGACUCGACGAGGAUUGCUGGAUAUAGGGUUUGCGACCUAAUGGACCCAGAUGGGGGCCGGUGGAGGGAGGAAUUGAUCCAGGAGGUGUUUAGGGAGCAGUUGGCAGUGAUGAUUAUGGGUCUUCCAGUUCCUAUUCGGGAGGUGCCUGACAGAAAUGCUGGACUCUUUGAGGGGAGGAGGUGGUCUUCGAGGAUGGUGGUGGAUCGAGCUGUGUUACAUGCAGGGGAGGUCACCGGUGCUACCGCUUUGUUCUCUUCUGGGAUGGCUAGGGACAUCUGGGAUACUCUCUCCGCUGUUACAGCGCCCAAGUUCGCCCUUGUUUCAUGGGUGCCCCCACCCCAUGGUCAUCUCAAGGUAAACUUUAAUGACAGUCGGUCGAUGGACGGUGGUUCUAAAGGUGUGGAUUUUGUGAUCAGAGACUCCCUGGGCAGGUUGAUAGCUGCUGAGGGCCGUCGCAUGCCAGGGCUCACCGUUAUUGGGGCAGAGCUGCGGGCUGCUUGGGAGGGCUUAUCCUAUGUGAUGAGGGUCCUCGGUGCCGUGCGGGUGCAUCUCGAAGAGGACUCUUCUGCGAUGAUCGACUGGAUCCAAGAUGCGGAUAGAUACGGUGACGGUCACCCGCUCAUCUUAGAGAUCCGGAGAUUUGUUCAGGAGAUGGGUGAUUUUCAGGUAGCACAUAUGUACCGGAAGGCGAACAGAGCAGUUGACUGGGUCGUCUCCUACGUCGCCCGGCACUCCGAGGAGUUCCUUUAG
Molecule: messenger RNA, 813 nt
Organism: Phoenix dactylifera (date palm)
Lineage: Eukaryota; Viridiplantae; Streptophyta; Magnoliopsida; Arecales; Arecaceae
Source: RefSeq, a predicted model, not a curated record